Messenger RNA from Eremomyces bilateralis CBS 781.70, 522 nucleotides. RefSeq names its product 60S ribosomal protein L37. Bases 104 to 388 code for a protein of 94 amino acids. The transcript has 4 exons. Gene Ontology annotation, molecular function: structural constituent of ribosome; RNA binding. Lineage: Eukaryota; Fungi; Ascomycota; Dothideomycetes; Eremomycetales; Eremomycetaceae. Gene Ontology annotation, cellular component: cytosolic large ribosomal subunit; ribosome. Gene Ontology annotation, biological process: translation. The record is from RefSeq and is a predicted model, not a curated record.
CGAGCCGGAUCACACACAUAUCACGAAUUCAACGACAAGACUUCAGCUUCACUUCUACCACAACCACAUCCCGCGAAUCCUCGUCCCCGGUCUCUAAUUCAAAAUGACGAAGGGAACGUCAAGCUUUGGCAAGCGCCACAACAAGUCGCACACCCUGUGCCGACGAUGCGGUCGUCGAUCCCUCCAUAUCCAAAAGCACCAAUGCUCCUCGUGCGGAUAUCCCCAGGCGAAGAUCAGGAAGUUCAACUGGUCUGAGAAGGGCAUGCGAAGGAAGACCACCGGUACCGGACGCAUGCGAUACCUGAAGACGAUCGCGCGCAAAUCGACGAACGGAUUCCAGCAGGGCACACCGAAGGGCGCGCGCGGGCCGCAAGUGGCGUCGUCGUAGAUCGUGACGGUUCGAACGGGGUUGGGGCGGGCGAUAGAGCUCGUCGAUUCGAUUGAGGAGACGCGAAAAUUCAGCUGCCUGUCGGACUAUCGGGCAUAUGGCGUUGUCAAUGGACUUCAAUUGCAUUACUAAAG